Messenger RNA from Ricinus communis (castor bean), 3394 nucleotides. Its product is annotated as phosphatidylinositol 4-phosphate 5-kinase 8. Gene Ontology annotation, molecular function: 1-phosphatidylinositol-4-phosphate 5-kinase activity; ATP binding. Lineage: Eukaryota; Viridiplantae; Streptophyta; Magnoliopsida; Malpighiales; Euphorbiaceae. The coding region runs from base 722 to 3127 and encodes 801 amino acids. The record is from RefSeq and is a predicted model, not a curated record. The transcript is spliced from 12 exons. Gene Ontology annotation, biological process: phosphatidylinositol metabolic process.
GCUUCCCCUAAAUCCUAAUUUUGUCCCUCCAACUUUGGAAUGUGGCACCAGUACACGUGGCAAGAUUCUUGAGAACCGGGUGAUGCUCUCCUUUGUCUUUUUAGUUGUAGUUGAAAGUGAAAGGCAACUUCAUGCAUGGGCAACUAACACACACACACAUACACACACCAAAAAUAAUAGAAAAUAAUGAUAAAGAAAAACACUUCUUUCAGAUUUUAAUAAAAGAAAAACAAUCCUUUUUUUCGUUUAAACUUUCUUUUUUUGGGAAAGAGAGGGAAUUAGAAGUGUUUCCGUGUAGAAAGAAAAGAAUAGGAAAGAGAGAGAGGUGAAGUGUCAAUUCCCCCAGCAGAGGAUCUGGAGGGAAAAGAGUUUCCAGAAGGAGACAAGAUAUAGACUUUUUUUUCUUUCUUUUCUGUGUUUUUUACUCUUUUUUAAGCCCCUUGUUCCUGGGUUCUCUUUCUUUUUGCUUAAAUUUAAUUUUCCUUGGGACUUCUGUUGUUCCAUUGUAUCUGGGAUCAUGAGCAAUUUUAAGGGUUUAUCUUCUUGUUUGAGGCUUUGAGCUCUCUUGUUGAAGGAUGGAUGGAUUGAUUGAUUGAUUUCUCUAUUCUGCUUCAGAUAAGAACUGAAUUGAUAGUAUCUGUCAGAGGGUCUUGGCAUUUUUUAUUUCAGUUGGUAGUUUCCAUCAAAGGCUAGUCGAUGGCAGAAAUUUUUAUGCCAAUGCAUGAAAUUAGCCGUUGGAAGUGAUAGUUUCAGAGUCAAACUGCAAAUGGUGGUCUUACAACAGUUACUAAAGCUGGAAGAUGCUGAAAGGCCUGAUACAAAGGUCCUAUCAAAUGGAGAUAUAUAUAUUGGUGAGUUUAAGGGAGUACUUCCCCAUGGCAAAGGAAAAUAUAAAUGGACAGAUGGAACAGUGUAUGAGGGUGAUUGGGAUGAAGGUAAAAUGACAGGAAAAGGACAGAUAAUUUGGUCAUCAGGAGCAAAAUAUGAAGGUGAUUUCUCUGGUGGUCACCUUCAUGGGUUUGGCACCUUAAUAGGACCUGAUGGAUCCAACUAUAGAGGGGCCUGGAGGAUGAAUAUACAGCAUGGGCUUGGAAGGAAACAAUAUUCUAACUUAGAUACAUAUGAAGGUUCUUGGAAGGAGGGAGUACAUGAAGGUAGUGGUAGGUAUUGUUGGAAUAGUGGAAACACAUUUAUAGGGAACUGGAAAGGUGGAAAAGUGAGUGGAAGAGGGGUCAUGAAAUGGGCAAACGGUGAUGUUUAUGAUGGCUAUUGGUCAAAUGGAUUAAGAAAUGGUUCUGGAGUUUAUAUGUUUGCAGAUGGGGGAUGUUACUUUGGGACCUGGAGUAGGGGUCUAAAGGAUGGAAAAGGAACAUUCUACCCUGCUGGAACUAAGCUUCCAUCUUUAAGGAGGUGGGGUAGUUCUCUAGGUCAUGAUGAGAGUGGAAGAAGUUCGUUGUCUCAUAGCUCGUCAUUAAGUUCAGCGGAGGACAGGGCUUCAAGACCAAGUGUCAUGCGCAGUCUUUCUGACAAAAUGUCAAUUGGUGGAAUGUUGAGAAAUUCAGGUCGGAUAUCACACAGAACCAACUCAGUAGAUGAAAAAUGGGGUCCUUGUGACUCUUCCAGGGAGUCAAUAUAUGAAGAACCAUCAUGUGUGCUUUCCCAAGCCUCAAACAGUGCUCUAAGGGAAGGGCUGGCUAAAAGUACUAUAAUUUAUGAAAGAGAAUAUAUGCAAGGAGUUCUGGUCAAAGAGAGAAUCAGAAGUAAAGAACCAUCACACAAGAGUAAGCAGAAAAAUAAAUUUCAUGUCAAAGAAGCAAAAAAGAAGUCAUGCGUUGACAUUUUUGAGGGCCAUCAGAGCUAUUAUCUGAUGCUUAAUUUGCAACUUGGAAUCAGAUAUACUGUUGGUAAGAUCACACCAGUUCCUAGACGUGAAGUUCGUACCUCUGAUUUUGGAGAUCGGGCCAGAAUAAGGAUGUAUUUUCCUAGAAAGGGUUCCCAGUUUACACCGCCACACUACUCUAUUGAUUUCUAUUGGAAAGAUUAUUGCCCUAUGGUCUUCAGGAAUCUAAGGGAGAUGUUCAAGUUAGAUGCUGCAGAGUACAUGAUGUCCAUUUGUGGUGAUGAUGGUCUAAGGGAGCUUUCUUCUCCAGGAAAAAGUGGCAGUAUUUUCUAUCUUUCUCAUGAUGACAGAUUUGUGAUUAAAACCUUGAAGAAAUCAGAACUCAAGUUCUUUCUCAAGAUGCUACCAAACUAUUAUGAUCAUGUAGGAAAGCAUGAAAAUACUCUAAUAACAAAGUUCUUUGGGGUCCAUCGGAUAAAAUUAAGAGGUGGAAGAAAGGUACGCUUUGUGGUCAUGGGAAAUAUGUUUUGCACAGAAUUGAAAAUUCAUAGACGCUAUGAUCUGAAGGGGUCAACUCAAGGAAGAUUUACAGAUGCUGAUAAGAUUGAAGCAAACUCCACCUUAAAAGAUCUUGAUCUUAAAUAUGAUUUUCAAAUGGACAAAAUGUUGCGGGAUUCCCUCUUCAAACAACUUUCUGAAGACUGCUUGUUCCUUCAAUCUCAACAAAUAAUUGAUUAUAGCCUUCUCUUGGGAUUGCAUUUUAGAGCGCCUGAGCAGUUGAAGGCAAUAUUAGAAUCUGCUGGUACUAUGCCCGAUCAUGAGAACUUACCUUCUGGCGAUGGUAUAACUUCACAAGGAGAGCCCCUGAUUCCAACAGGCUUGCUCCUAGUCACCCAUGAACCCAGCUCUGUCAACACAGCACCAGGUCCUCACAUAAGGGGGAAUACGUUGAGAGCAUAUUCUGUUGGUGCAAAGGAAGUUGAUCUUUUACUACCUGGCACAGGAAGGUUGCGGGUGCAGCUAGGAGUCAACAUGCCAGCUCAAGCUAGUUGUAAACUGCGGCAGGAGGUUGAUUCCAUGGAGGUUGAACUUUUUGAGGUCUAUGAUGUCGUCCUCUACAUGGGAAUAAUUGAUAUAUUGCAGGAAUACAAUGUGAAAAAGAAAGUUGAGAAUAAAUGCAAGUCGAUGAAAUUUGACCCUGUAUCUAUUUCUGUCGUUGAACCCAAGUUGUAUGCUGAACGUUUCCUCAAGUUCUUGCAGCAGAAAGUUUUCCCUGAGCAACCAUGAAAAGGACAAAGCUUCACAUCUUUUCAUUGUUAAUUAGCUCACAAGUUCUUAUUUUCCUGUUUAUAUCCAAAGAACUGGAAAAACUGCUUUGAGUUCUGGUUUCUUGCAGCUACGAGAGCUAAUUGGGCUGUGUUUUGGAGAUUGAAAAGUGCUUUUGGGACCCGAAAAUAGCAACUUAUGACAUCUUGGUGAAAGCCUCAUAUAAUUUUUUUCGUUUUAUUUGCAUACUUGGACACUUUAGAUAAUUUAAUCAUUUUAACAUUUUAA